Molecule: messenger RNA, 547 nt
Organism: Cricetulus griseus (Chinese hamster)
Lineage: Eukaryota; Metazoa; Chordata; Mammalia; Rodentia; Cricetidae
Source: RefSeq, a predicted model, not a curated record
UGAGUGAGUGAGUGAGUGAGUGUGUGCGUGGGGGCACUCGGCUUGUUGUUGUCGGUGACUGAAGAGCAACCGAGGUUUCAAUCUGCGGCUGACAAACGGGCUCAUCAUAAUGCACUGGAACGAAAACGCAGGGACCACAUCAAAGACAGCUUUCACAGUUUGCGGGACUCGGUCCCGUCACUCCAAGGAGAAAAGGCAUCCCGGGCCCAAAUCCUAGACAAAGCAACAGAGUAUAUCCAGUAUAUGCGAAGGAAAAACCACACGCACCAGCAAGACAUUGAUGACCUCAAGCGGCAGAAUGCUCUUCUGGAGCAACAAGUCCGUGCACUGGAGAAGGCAAGGUCAAGUGCCCAACUGCAGACCAACUACCCCUCCUCAGACAACAGCCUCUACACCAACGCCAAGGGCGGCACCAUCUCUGCCUUCGAUGGGGGUUCAGACUCCAGCUCAGAGUCCGAGCCUGAAGAGCCCCAGAGCAGGAAGAAACUCCGGAUGGAGGCCAGCUAAGCCAUGUGGGGCAGGCCAGCAAUAAAAACUGUCGUCUCCA